This is a messenger RNA of Triticum aestivum (bread wheat), 975 nucleotides long. RefSeq lists its product as uncharacterized. The record is from RefSeq and is a predicted model, not a curated record. Gene Ontology annotation, cellular component: mitochondrial large ribosomal subunit. The coding region runs from base 251 to 673 and encodes 140 amino acids. Lineage: Eukaryota; Viridiplantae; Streptophyta; Magnoliopsida; Poales; Poaceae. The transcript is spliced from 3 exons.
CUCGCUCCCCGCACUAUAGCAACGGCCGGCGCCGCCUCCUCCCCAACGCGUCGUCCCGUCGAGCGCCACCGCACCGGUUUCCUUGCCGUCGCGCGCCACCGCUGCUCUCCUAUCCGCCUUCACCAUACGUUGCCGGCCCUGCUACCCCUGCUCAUAACCGUCUCCAGGAUUCCUUCGCGGGCGCCGCGGGCCGUCUUCUGGAAGCGGAUCGGAGGCGGCGAGCGGGCGGGGAAAGCGGCGGCCAGAGGAGAUGCUCAAGUUCCUGUCCAGGGUGGUGGUGGAGUACAACCCGCUCGACCCGCGCAAGGCGGCGGCCGUGGAGCUCCUCGCGCAGUGCAACGGCCGCAAGGCCAAGGACUCCAACCCCACCUGCUCCGUCGAGCUGCGGCGCCUGCCCUCCCCGGCCGCGGCCGAGGACCCCGAGGCCCAGCCGCCCCCGCGCGUCCUCGUCACCUACCUCAACGGCGCCGAGGAGGCCUUCGUCGCCGCCGACGGCGCCACCGCGCAGGGCAUGCGCGACCAGAUCCUCGCCCGCGGCCGCCUCCUCGAGACCGAGCAGCUCUUCCGCGAGGCCGGGGAGAAGUGGCCCGUCGUCAUCCCCGAGGAGGAGCUCGGCAUGUCAUUCCCCGGUAUCAAGGCUCUCGUGAUGCGGGCGAUUUGGAUGCAUGCUUGAAUUUUCCAUCCGAUGUACCAGACCUGCUAUUGUUCAGUACUUGCCAAAGAAAGCCGAGGAGAAGCCCCAGGCUUCGUGAUCAAGGCAGAGCUCUUUCAGUCUGGUGUGGUUAACUAGCAGUACAUCUGUUCUCUCGCAUUUGGGAGCUUGUCUUCAUUGACUAGUUCAGGUUCAGGGCAUGUCCCUUGUUCGUUUCUCUUUUCUCGGAACAUGCUAUGCUGAGUAGCCCAUUUGGUGUUGAUUUUACAACCCUGUUCUAGAACGAUCAACUGUGAACCAAUUUAUUCAGAAUAAGUUUGCUC